This is a messenger RNA of Diaporthe citri, 1809 nucleotides long. RefSeq lists its product as uncharacterized. Gene Ontology annotation, biological process: lactate catabolic process. The record is from RefSeq and is a predicted model, not a curated record. The coding region runs from base 1 to 1809 and encodes 602 amino acids. The transcript is spliced from 8 exons. NCBI's taxonomy places the organism in Eukaryota, Fungi, Ascomycota, Sordariomycetes, Diaporthales, Diaporthaceae. Gene Ontology annotation, molecular function: FAD binding; D-lactate dehydrogenase (cytochrome) activity; D-lactate dehydrogenase (NAD+) activity. Gene Ontology annotation, cellular component: mitochondrion.
AUGACACCAUAUCUAGAGGAAGCCAAGACAGACGUGCCCGUGCUCCCGGACACUCACUCCGGCAUACCAACAUUCCUCUUGGAGAAAGCCCGCGAUGUAAAGAAGACUAUCUUUGAAACGCGGACCAAGCCACUUAACGAGAGGCAGAGACUUCCAGUGAUCCCACAGGGCAUCGACAGGGACAAGUUCUUCGAGGCUCUGGAUGAGUUGCGCAAGGAGUUAGGGUCGGAGCACGUGGAGGUGAACGACAAGCCCCUGAAAGAUGGAUGGUACAUGGAGCACCCAAACACCCACGACAUGAUGACCAUCCUCGACGAGGAGGAGUUCGUCGCCUCGGCCAUGGCCUACCCAGGCAGCACGGAGGAGGUCCAAAAGGUCGUGCGCUGGGCAAACAAGCACCUGAUCCCCAUCUUUCCUAUCUCCAUGGGCCGAAACCUGGGCUACGGCGGCGCAGCCCCCCGCGUCCGCGGCUCCGUGACGGUGGACCUAGGCCGGCGGAUGAGCCGCAUCCUCGACAUCAGCGCCGAGGACUACACGUGCCUGGUGGAGCCGGGCGUGAGCUUCUACGCGCUGCACCAGGCGCUCCGGGACCGCGGGCUCGAGGAGCGCAUGUGGGUGGACACGCCGGACCUGGGCGGCGGCAGCAUCAUCGGCAACACGGUCGACCGCGGCGUCGGGUACACGCCCUACGGCGACCACUGGGCGUGCCACUCCGGGCUCGAGGUCGUGCUGCCCACGGGCGAGGUGUUCCGCACGGGCAUGGGCGCCAUGGAGGGGAGUAACACGUGGCAGGCGUUCCCGUAUGGCUAUGGGCCGUUCUCAGAUGGUCUCUUUUCCCAGUCCAACUUUGGGAUCGUCACCAAGAUGGGCAUGACGCUGAUGCCGAACCCAGGAGGGCAUGAAAGCUUUAUGUAUACAUUCCCGAAAGAAGAGGAUCUCACGCAACUCAUCGAGAUAAUCCGCCCCCUCCGCAUCUCCAUGAUCCUCGAGAACGUGGCCCAGCUCCGGCACGUAACCCAGACCAUAGCAGGCCGCGGCCACCCGCGCACAAAGUACUGGUCCGGCGAGGGCCUCAUCCCGCCCGAGGUGAUCCACAAGGCCGCGGCCGAGUCGCCCCUGGGCGACUGCACCUGGAUCUACUACGGCAUGAGCUACGGGCCCGAGCCGAUCCGGCGGUACAAGCUGGACAUCGUCGACAGGGAGUUCAAAAAGGUGCCCGGGUGCAGGAGGGUCGACCCGGCCACGCUGCCGCCGGAUGAGUACUUCUGGGCGAGGGACAGGGUCGCGGCUGGAGCCUGGGUGAACUGGGUCCCCAACGGCGCGCACAUAGCCUUCAGCCCCAUCGCCCCCAUCCGCGGCGCAGACGCGACGAACCUCUACAAGCUCGCGCGCGAGCGCCACGCCCAGUUCGGCGUCGACGUCUUCCCGGCCUUCAUCGUCGGCCUCCGCGAGAUGCACCUGAUCGUCGAGCUCGUCUACGACCGGCACUCCCCCGCCUCGCGCGCCGCGGCCCUGGCCUGCCUGCGCGCCAUGGUCGACGACGCCGCCGCCCUGGGCUACGGCGAGUACAGGACGCACCUCGCGCUCAUGGACCAGGUGGCCGGCACGUACGGGUGGGGCGGCGGCGCGCUCGCGAGGUUCAACGAGCGCGUCAAGGACUGUCUCGACCCGAACGGGAUACUGGCCCCGGGGAGGUGUGGGAUCUGGGGCGCGAGGUACCGCGGGAGGGGGUGGGAGAUGACUGGGGCCGAGGGGGAGACGAGCGAGGGGGCUGGUGUAGGUGGCGCCGGGGAGGGUGCAUCUGGUUGA